Molecule: messenger RNA, 2427 nt
Organism: Wickerhamiella sorbophila
Lineage: Eukaryota; Fungi; Ascomycota; Dipodascomycetes; Dipodascales; Trichomonascaceae
Product: DNA mismatch repair protein pms1
Exons: 1
Coding region: 1-2427 (808 amino acids)
Biological process (GO): mismatch repair
Cellular component (GO): MutLalpha complex
Molecular function (GO): ATP-dependent DNA damage sensor activity; mismatched DNA binding; ATP binding
Source: RefSeq, a predicted model, not a curated record
AUGAUCACCGCGAUCGAUCAGAGGUCUAUUGACCAGAUUACGGCCGGAAAGGUCGUGGUCACUUUGGCAAUGGCCGUCAAAGAGCUCGUGGAGAACUCCAUCGAUAGCGGGGCCUCCAGCAUUUCCAUCCAGCUGGACAACUACGGGCUCGACGGGUUUUCAGUCACCGACAAUGGCUCCGGAAUCGACGAACAGGAUUUCGAAUUGGUCGCUCGAAAAUACACGACGUCGAAGCUCAAAAGCUUUGAAGACCUUGACUCCAUUGAGACGCUGGGGUUCCGCGGGGAAGCUCUCGGUUCGCUCUGCGCGAUGGCACGCGUCGAAAUAACCACAAACACGCAACCCGCCAAAAGCGGGCACACACUUAUAUUUAAUGAGGACGGCGGCAUUCUAGAAAAGAGAGUUUCGCCCAGUCCUAAAGGCACCACGGUCAAAAUCACCGAUCUGUUCAGAACCGCUCCAGUGCGGCGAAAGGACUUUGAACGACACUACAAAAACGAGUACACAAAAAUGGUCAAUCUAAUUCAAGCUUAUGCUUUGGUGUGUCCUAUAAAACUACAGGUCGAGAACAAUACCAAGGGCCGUAAAAUUGCCGCCAUUCAGUCGCAGGGCGAAACGAUGGACAAACGUAUUGCUGCAGUGUUUGGAAUCUCUGCACUGAAAGGGUUGGUUCCAGUCAACUUAAAAACUCGUGUGUUUGAUUUAGAGGGCUACAUUUCCGAGCCUGUGUUUGGAAAAGGCCGGUCUGGCACCGACCGUCAACUUUUAUACGUGAACUCACGGCCAGCCACGCUUCCAAAGGUCCAGAAAACUAUCAAUGCAGCGUAUCAGUUGUCCAAUUCAACAGAGUAUCCAUUUUUCGUUCUUAACUUGAGGCUUGAUCCUCAUACGUUCGAUGUCAACUUGUCUGCCGAUAAGCGAACUCUGCUGUUACAUGAUGAAUCUGCGAUUUUGGAAAACUUGCAAAUAUCACUAGGGGAGUUUUUUGAUAGCUCGGGCCAUAACGUUCCCCGCUCGUCACGACCAAUGCCAAAACGGCCCAAAACCACGCUGGAACUCGAACGAUUCGCGAGUGCUGGAUCUGAAACUGCUCGGGGCGAACCUGAAACCGAGAUCCAUAUUCGGACCGAUAGGCUAUCUACCAGGUCUCGGCGCUCUGCUGCUCCAGAUAUGGCGCUCACUGGCUUUAUUUCCGCUGCCGAACUCCCACAGGCCCGCUCAUUCGAGCUCGCUAGUAACCCAGCUCCAAAGCCCUCAGCACCGACCCCAUUUAAUGCAAGAAAAAGAUCCGCUUCACCAAGUAACCCAGCUCCUAUUCUCUCGUCAAGACGCAAAGACCACACUGUAGUACCAGAGACCUCAGAUGCUCUAGACCGUAUUUUCGACCAGGCUGGGCACGUUCCAAAUACACCUCUCGCCCAAAGCACAUCUGCUCAAACCCGAUCCGAAAAUGUUUCAAGCGACCAUGCUGGAUCAGUUCCAGAUACACCUAUCGCUCAGAAUACAUCUGCUCAAGUUACCCCCAAAGCUGUUACAAAUGAGCUGCCUGCAAAGGAAGAGCGUCGCACGACCCCGAAAACAACAGACCAAGCACAUAUUUCCCCCCCGCCCAAACAACCUAAAGAGCUCGACGUCCUGGAGAGUCUUAAUGUCGCAAACGAGCCACCAAAAAGCAGCGGCUCUCAGUUUGGCAAAACUUUGAAUACUCAUGUCCUGUUGACGACAAGUAUCGACGAUGUUCAAUCAUCAUAUGACUUGCUAAAGCCGCAUGAAAAGAACGAGAUUUUAAAUCACUCUAUUGAGGAAAGCGCAGCCGAAGAAAGACUCAAUCUCACGGUGCGUAAAGAGGAUUUUGCAAAAAUGCGAGUUGUGGGACAGUUCAACAAGGGGUUUAUACUGGUGGUCAAAUCCGACAGCCACGGUCAAAACGAUUUGUUUGUAAUUGACCAGCAUGCAAGCGAUGAAAUCUUCAAUUUUGAGAGGUUGCAAAGCGAGCUCCAGAUGAACUGCCAGCCCUUAGUCCAGCCCCGACCCUUGGAGCUAUCACCGGUAGAAGAGCUCACUGUAAUCAACCAUUUGAACAUAUUCGAAAACAACGGAUUCAGUAUUUCUAUUGUGCCUGAUGCACCUCUGGGUAAACAGUGUCAGCUGACGGCGCUGCCAUAUUCCAAGAACUGGGUUUUUGGGGAAAAGGAUGUUCAUGAUCUCAUCUGCAAAAUACAGGAAAACCCGAGCGAUAAGUCUAUCAAAUGCAGCUCUCUGCGUGCUAUGAUAGCUAUGAGAGCUUGCAGGUCUUCAAUCAUGAUCGGCAAAUCCCUCAGUUUUAGCACAAUGGCGCGUGUGGUGUCCAACCUAGGGACGUUAAACCGGCCUUGGAACUGUCCUCACGGAAGGCCUACUUUGAGACACAUAACUAGCCUGACCUAA